This is a messenger RNA of Ixodes scapularis (black-legged tick), 1032 nucleotides long. RefSeq lists its product as uncharacterized. The transcript has 5 exons. The coding region runs from base 1 to 1032 and encodes 343 amino acids. Lineage: Eukaryota; Metazoa; Arthropoda; Arachnida; Ixodida; Ixodidae. The record is from RefSeq and is a predicted model, not a curated record.
AUGUCGCGCAUACAAGAAGAGUACAUGGCAAUGAAGGAUCGCUUAAAGCAGGAGCUAUCCAAUGUCGCCUACGUGUGCAUCACUGCCGACUGCUGGACGACUUUCCGCAGGUGCUACAUUGGCAUAACUGUUCUGUGGCUUUUGCCACGCACACUGGAGCGAAGGUCAGCAGUUCUGGCAUGCCGAAGGCUUGUGGAGCGAGCGACUUAUGACAUUCUGGCCGCUACAAUUUCUGAAGUGCUUGAGGAAUACGACCUCCAAACCAAGGUGACAAGGGUCAUCACUGACAAUGGAUCAAAUUUUCUCAAAGCAUUUCGCAUCUUCGGGGAGAAGUCAUCUGUGGGCGAGGAGGACGAGGAGAUUGAAAAUGAAGGCGUUGACCUAAGCAAGCUCAUAGACAGCACUGAGGAGGGAAUCUGUCUACCUCAGCAUCACCGCUGCGCUGCUCACUGUCUGAACCUUGUGUCUACCGUAGAUGCUUCACGCGCAAGUGAAGACGACGCGUUCUCAAAGGCGUUUACAACCGUGAUGAGAAAGUGCAGGUGUCUUUGGGCCAAGCAGGGACAGUCCUCAGUCGCUGCGGAAACGGUGCACAAGGUCUGCGGCGUGUACCUGCCAACUCCAGUAACAACUCGCUGGAACUCGCUGUAUGAUUCAUUAGAAUUUCUUCUCACUCUGAGGAGGAACGGAAAAGAUCUACCAGCACUCUGCCGCACACUCCAUCUUCCACCUCUGAAUGACCCGGUGGACUUCAAUUUCAUCGAGGAAUACUGCGAGGUUAUGAAACCUGUCGCCUGUGCCCUGGACGUGCUGCAACGUGACGACCAGAUGUUCAUGGGGUAUCUUCUACCGACGCUGUCUGUCCUCCAACGGCGGCUAGAAUAUGCCAUCAUGAAGGGCAUGCGGAUUUGUGCGCCGCUGUGUCAGGCAGUCCUCGAGGGCCUGGGAAAGAGGUUCGACCACCUUAUGGAGAGUAGGGAGCUGCUACUUGCGUCAGCUGUACUGCCCAAAUUCCAGUUAAAAUGGAUUUAG